Mizuhopecten yessoensis (Yesso scallop) is the source of this 2341-nucleotide messenger RNA. RefSeq names its product protein LZIC-like. The transcript is spliced from 7 exons. Gene Ontology annotation, molecular function: beta-catenin binding. NCBI's taxonomy places the organism in Eukaryota, Metazoa, Mollusca, Bivalvia, Pectinida, Pectinidae. Bases 158 to 730 code for a protein of 190 amino acids. The record is from RefSeq and is a predicted model, not a curated record.
GAACUGAGCUGUCAACUUUGGACCGGUCUCACCUGCUCGGAAGGACUAUGGUGAGCUUAUGCCAUACAGCAGCGUCUGUCGGGUCAACAGCACCAGUUUAUAUUGGAUUCGACUUUCGGUACCUUUUAACAAGUACACAUGUAAAACAUAAGGUGAAAUGGCUUCACGGGGAUCACAGGAAACCUCAAAAUUAAGACACAACCUGGAGGAACAGCUGGAGAGGCUCGUACAGCAGUUAGCAGACCUAGAGGAAUGCAAAGAUGACUUUGAUGAAGAAGAGUACGAGGAGACCAAGAAUGAGACAAUUGAACAGUUAAAGGAGUUUAAGGAAUCCCUAGAUAAAAUGGUCGAGGGCAAUGUGAGCCUUGUAGAUGAAUUGAACAGUAUGCAGCUGGCUAUACAAGCAGCUAUAAGUGAAGCCUUUAAGACACCAGAAGUAAUACGGUUGUUUGCCAAGAAACAACCAGGACAGUUACGGCAGCGCUUGUCAGAGAUUAGCCGUGAUGCUAAGAUUGGUAAAAUUCCAGCAGAUGUAGCGACAGCCCAGUCGGUUGAGAUUUUGACUGCUCUGAAAAAGCUAGGAGAGACUUUAACUCCUACAGAACAAGCCUACCUGGAUUCUAACUCAAGUGCCAGUCUUAAAGAGUUUGAACAAGUAUCAAGUAACCUUGCUUCUGGUGACAAGGUACUUGCCGUGGCAGGGUCGCAGGUUCAAAAGGCAAAUCAAUAGGAACCUAGCACAAGGCUGAUUGUCAAAGUGACUGAAAUAACAACCAAUGCAACCAGAACUGAGGCCAAAGGUCAUUCUUAAAUAGUUGCUGAAAUUUCAUGGUGCUCUUAAUACUUAUCAAUCAUGGAUUGCAAAGUACAGUAACAACAAUUUGACACAUCAGUCAUAAAUACGUGUAAUGAGUAAUAAUAAGAUCCUUGGAUGACCAUUUUGCAUAAUCCUGCAGAUUGUAAUCAAAACAGAGCCUUUCUAUGAAGAUUGAGUGUGUGUACAUCUUCUUUAUUAGGGCUAUUCCAUUAUUAGUCAUAUAGGGGAGGUGGGAAGCACCUGUAUUAUUCAGCUUCGGAUGGUCAGUUUUAAACCAGGUCUGCCCACCAUCCCUGAUAUUAAAUUACUUUUAAUAUUUGCUGGGAGAUGGGUCCCUGAAAAAAUGCCUCCAGACCCUCCAAUAGGGUUAUUUUUAGGGAAUAGCCCUUAGCACAGAUAUCAUCAUGUGUUGGGACAUGCUGAGAGAGUAAGACUGAACUGCUAAAUAGACCGAUGAGAGAAUAAACAAAAAUGUCAGUUGAAUGUUGAGAGAGAGAGUGAGACAUACUUGGGUUUUGUCAUGAAAAAUGAUGAAUGAGUGAGUCUUUGCUGUAUGAAUAUUUUGUGUAGAUGUUUUAUGUGCAUAUUUUUAUGGAAAUCAGAUGCAUCUAUAUUCCGUCUUUACGUAUUGCAGUUAUCUUCUCUUGUGAGCAGGAAUUGAUUGUUAUGUCAUUGGUUUGUGUGAGAAAAUGACGUCGUUUUCUUAAAAAUUGAUGACGUUACUCUCACAAAACAAAUGACGUAACAAUCAAAACCUGCUCCCAAGAGCAGAUAACUCUGCAAUACGAAAAGACGGAAUAGAGUUAAAUGGUGCAUUCUAGACGUAUAAAAAAUGAAAUUUCUUAUAAAAUUAAUAAAGUAAUGAAUACCAAAGAAAUUAUUAUUGAAAUGUUGAUUAAGAUACUUUCAUCGGAUUAAUAGAUAAUGUAUAAUGUAAAAAGAAUAUAUAUCCAUGUGAAAAGAUAUAACGACCAACUAAAGAGUAGCAGUUUCCAUCCUUCACUGAGAGCAGCUCUGUUAAGGGUGAAUGCUCCUAGUUUUAUAGAUAAUUUUGUGUUAAAUCCUGUGGAGAGCCAAUCGCUUAUAUAUUAUAUGUAUAGCACGAUCACUCAUGUGUAUUAAAAACGAGGAAAAUAUUAAAUUUUUAUUCCUUUGAACAUUCAAAAAUUCAUAUCUAGUUAUUGUGCUGCCAGAAACAGAUGAUUUAUUUCAAAAUUUAACAUUUUUUUCCUGCAAAAUUUUGACAUGCGGUAUGUAGUAAGGUCAACAUUUAUAUGAUAAUAUAGUUGCAUUGACUUUGUAUAACAGACUGGUGUGUAUGAAUGAGUGAUGAUGGUUACGUCUAGAACAUAUUUGUAUAGAUGUAGUUACUUACUUUUACAAUAAUAUAUCAUUCAUUUGCAAUAUUUUUUUCCAUAUAUAAUAAUCAAUAUAAUUAAUUUAUAUCUUCAUCAAGUCAGAAAUGUUCCAAUCUGAUUAAAAUCAUAUGUUACAUGGCUUCGUUAACUUCGAACUACACCUGAA